Molecule: messenger RNA, 2646 nt
Organism: Saccharomyces mikatae IFO 1815
Lineage: Eukaryota; Fungi; Ascomycota; Saccharomycetes; Saccharomycetales; Saccharomycetaceae
Gene: PMS1
Product: ATP-binding mismatch repair protein
Exons: 1
Coding region: 1-2646 (881 amino acids)
Biological process (GO): mismatch repair
Cellular component (GO): MutLalpha complex
Molecular function (GO): ATP binding; ATP-dependent DNA damage sensor activity; mismatched DNA binding
Source: RefSeq, a predicted model, not a curated record
AUGACGCAGAUUAACCAGAUAAGCGACAUAGAUGUCCAUCAAAUUACAUCAGGACAAGUUAUCACAGACUUAACAACUGCAGUGAAAGAGCUUGUCGAUAAUAGUAUAGAUGCGAACGCGAAUCAGAUAGAAAUCACCUUCAAAGACUAUGGUCUUGAAUCUAUCGAAUGUUCUGAUAAUGGCGAUGGCAUAGACCCUUCAAAUUAUGAAUUUUUAGCUUUAAAACAUUACACUUCAAAAAUUUCCAAAUUUCAAGAUGUUGCCAAUGUACAGACAUUGGGGUUCAGAGGGGAGGCAUUGUCUUCUUUGUGUGCUGUAGCUAAACUCAGCGUCAUAACGACGACCCUCCCACCAAGAGCAGACAAGUUGGAAUAUGAUUUGGCUGGCCAUAUUGCAUCGAAGACAACGACGUCGAGAAAUAAAGGGACGACUGUAGUUGUUUCACAGUUAUUUCAUAGUUUACCUGUUAGAAAAAAAGAGUUUAAUAAAACUUUCAAGCGUCAAUUUGCCAAAUGUCUCACAGUUUUACAAGGUUAUGCAGUUAUCAAUACAAAAAUCAAAUUUACUGUUUGGAAUGUUUCAUCAAAGGGUAAAAAAAAUAUUAUCUUAUCAACGAUGAGGAACUCCUGCAUGAGAAAGAAUAUAUCUUCCAUUUUUGGCGCAAGCGGUAUGCGUGGACUCGAAGAGGUUGAUUUGUUACUUGAUUUGAAUCCGCUGAAGAAGAGAAUGCUUAGGAAAUAUAGUGAUGAUCCCGAUUUCUUAGAUCUGGAUUACCGGAUUGGAGUGAAAGGUUAUAUAUCACAGAAUUCAUUUGGGUGUGGUAGAAAUAGUAAGGAUAGGCAAUUUAUCUAUGUAAAUAAAAGACCGGUGGAGUACCCUACCUUCUUAAAAUGUUGUAACGAAGUCUACAGAACGUUCAAUAAUGUCCAAUUUCCAGUGAUAUUUUUGAAUCUUGAAUUGUCCACCAGCUUAAUCGAUGUUAAUGUCACUCCAGACAAAAGAAUAAUACUGUUACACAACGAACAAGUGGUCAUUGAUGUUUUUAAAACAGAUUUGGCUGAUUACUAUAAUAAACAAGAGUUAGCUCUUCCCAAAAGGGUUCGCUCGCAAAUAGAACAACAAGAUCGAAAAAGACUAAAAACUGAUACUAUAACCGAAGUUACUGAUGAUAAAAACACAGUACAUCAAUCUAGUAACGAAAACAAUGAGGAUGCUAGAAGCGGACGUGAUCAGCCCAAUCAUACACGUUUUUGUAGUGCUCUUGAAGAAACUACUAGUGCUGCAGGGAAAAGUAAAGAUACGGAACCAACAUCUAUAUUAGAUAGCCAUUGUACCAUCCCCACUGAUGACCUUGGCUCGGACUGUGAAGUUACGGUUGAUUCUUCGCUCGUCUUGGAUGAGGACAACUCAAGUACACCAACGAAGAAGCCGCUAAGCGUCAAAGCAAAUUCUCAAAAUGUUAGUGCUAUAAACCUUGUCAAUUUUUCCAACCCUGACUUUCAUAAUAUGGUUAGUCCUGAUAAAGCAUGUAACUUGGAAGAAGUUGUCGAAGAACCUGUAUAUUUUGAUAUUGAUGGUGAAAAGUUUCAAGAGAAAGCGAUCCUCUCGCAAAACGAUGGGUUAGUUUUCGUAGAUGAUAAUUGUCAUCAGCAUUCGGAUAAAUCCUGCCACCAUGAAAUGAGGGGUAGUACUGAUACAGAACAAGAUGUAGAGUUGGAUUCAGCAUAUGCAGAGAUUGAACCAGUUGAGAUCAAUGUGAGAACACCUUUGAAAAAAUUUGGUCAUUCAAUUGUUAAAGAUAAUUAUAGGUCAUUAAGCGAUGGAUUAUCACAUCAAAAAUUUGAAGAUGAGAUAUUAGAGUUCAACUUAAGCACAAAAGGCAUUGAGGAAAUAAUUAAAACUGGUAAAAAAACGAGUAGUAUAAUAAAUAAAAGAAAAUCACAGGUACAAAAAAACAUCAUUAAAAAUAAGAAGGAAUUGGAGGAUUUCGAACAAGGGGAAAAGUAUUUGACAUUAACAGUUUCAAAAGAUGACUUCAAGAAGAUGGAAGUUGUGGGACAAUUUAAUCUAGGAUUUAUUAUAGUGACUAGAAGAAUUGGUAACAAUUACGAUCUCUUUAUUGUUGACCAGCAUGCCAGUGAUGAAAAGUAUAAUUUUGAAACUAUGCAGGCUGUGACAGUUUUCAAGUCACAAAAGCUGAUCAUACCACAACCGAUAGAUCUAAGUGCUAUUGAUGAACUUGUGGUGCUGGAUAAUCUACCAGUUUUUGAAAAGAAUGGUUUCAAGCUGAAAAUCGACGAAGAAGAAGAGUUUGGCUCAAGAAUUAAACUUUUGAGCCUACCUACUUCCAAACGAACACUUUUUGAUUUGGAUGACUUUAAUGAACUGAUACAUCUAAUCAAGGAAGACGGUGGACUGAGAAGAGAUAACAUUAGGUGUUCCAAGAUCCGGUCUAUGUUUGCAAUGAGGGCAUGUAGAAGUAGUAUUAUGAUAGGUAAGCCGUUGAAUAAGAAGACUAUGACUAGAGUCGUUCAUAAUCUCAGUGCGCUUGAUAAGCCUUGGAAUUGCCCUCACGGACGCCCUACGAUGAGGCAUUUAAUGGAAUUACGUGAUUGGAAUUCAUUUUCGAAGGAUUAUAAAAUAUGA